GUCGUCCAAUCACAAAAAAAUCUGAAAGGGGAUUUUUGCUGUAUCUUGGCUCAGAUGGUGUUACUAGGCAGUGGUUAGCACCGGUCCCGAUGUCGGAGGACGAGCGAGCUGAAGGCUCCCGGCGGGCUGAGGCCGGUCUGGAGGCAGCAGAGGUGGACACUGAGCCCAGCAUGCUGCUCCAGAAACUCAAGAAUAACAUCUCUAAGAGUGUACAGACUAAAGUGGAUCAGAUUUUGCAAGAUGUUCAGCGAUUCUCCGACAAUGACAAGCUGUACCUGUACCUCCAGCUGCCCUCGGGACCCAGCUCUGGAGACAAGAGUGGCGGUGAUUCCAGUUCGUUCAACACGGCCGACCAGCUCCACACCUGUAACUGGAUCCGCAGUCACCUGGAGGAGCAUUCAGACACCUGUCUGCCCAAACAGGACGUCUACGAGACCUACAAGCGUCACUGUGAAAACCUGCAGCAUCGUCCUUUGAGCGCCGCCAACUUCGGGAAGAUCAUCAGGGACAUUUUCCCAAACAUUAAGGCCCGGAGGCUCGGUGGCAGAGGACAGUCUAAGUACUGUUACAGCGGCAUCAGGAGGAAGACAGUUUUGAACAUGCCUCUGCUGCCAAAUCUGGACCUGAAGAACGACCCGGCUGAAUUGACUGAGCUGGUCCAGACCUACAAACAGGAAGUGACGGAGGCGGCGUGUGAGCUGAUCUGUGAUUGGGCGCAGAAGAUCCUGAAGCGCUCGUUCGACACGGUGGUGGAGAUCGCACGUUACCUGAUCCAGGAGCACAUCGUCAACCCCCGUUGCAGCCAGGCUGAACUUGUCAGCUCCGCAGCACUUGCAGGAGGUCCAGCUAAACCCUACAAGGUCAUAAAGAAAACACCAGCCAUCUCUAAAUCUGACAGUGAUGCAGCCGCCGAUCAGAAGAAGGAUCACGGAGAUUCGUCUUCGUUAAAGGCUUCAUCUGGAGACCGAGCAGCCAAAGCCUCCUCCCUGGAUGCUCCACCCCCCUCGUCCUCCUCCCUGCGUCCUGCGGUAGGUCGCCGCCUGCAGGUGGAAGCCUUCAUGAAAAAACUACCCACAAUCCUCCCUCGGAGCUCCAUCCCUGAUAAGACCCAGUUGUCAGUCCGCUCUUCUCCACCUUCAUUGGCCCCUAAAGAUGCCUCGGGUGUGGGAGGGGCUUCUGGACCCGGAGGCCCAGCAGCAGCUGCUGCUGCUAGCGGGGGCGGUGUGAAGGUCAUUGCCAUGGCAACGCUGCCUCAGCAACAGGGCGGGCCUGUCCCAGUGAUGAUCCUCCCUCAGGGCUGUCUGUCGUAUGAGAGGGAGAAAGUUGCUCCACCUCCUCCGCCCCAGGCCCCGCCCUCUCAGCAGCAGCAUGCAGUAGCGGCACCCACGUCUGUUGUUCAGAAGGCACGAGGAAAUGCCACCAAGCGCCCCCUGGAGUUGGUGACAUCAGCAUGCAGUUCAGCCACCAACGCUCCACCGGUGAAACGGAAAAGAGGCCGACCACGAAAACCUCGACCUGAAGAUGCCCCACCCCCUCCUCCUCAGCCUCAGCCACCGCCCCCUCCCACCCAUACCCCCAUCAUCACCUCAGUGACAGGCGGCGUCAUCCAAAAGGCCUCCUCCUCUUCCUCGUCUUCGUCCUCCUCAGCCUCACAGCAGGUUCUGGAGCUGGUGAUUCAGGACCAGCCCGGACCUGGUCUGGUGCUGAGCCAGCUCCCGGGCGUGUCGGACCCGGGCUCCCGGCUGGUGGAGCACCGGGGGGUGAUGGUGCAGUGCCAGCCAGGUGGCACACUGGAGGCGGACCACCACGGACGCCCACUGCUGCUGUUCCAGAGUCCAGGGACGCCGGGCUGGGAGCUGGCGGCUUCAGGUCGGACCCCGAUGGUGGAGGUGAUCCAGAAAGCCCCGAGACCACCGAGCAACAGCACCAGCACCGCAUCUGUAGCACAGCUCCACCCUCCUCUUCCUCCUGCUCCGACCUCGGUCCUCCCUCUACCCACGCUGCACCAGGAGCGAGGAGAGGUGGAGAUAACGCUGACGCCGGUUGAGGUUCACGUCAACCCGCCUCCACCUCCCUCCUCCUCUUCGUCUUCUGCGUCUGCUCCCACCAUCUCUGUUGUGGUGAAAACUGAGGAGGAGGAGGAGGUGGAGUCAGGUGACAGGGAGGAACACUAGCCCCGCCCCCGUCUGUACGAGUGCUGCAGGAUGACGUGUUUUUAAAGUUAAACCCUGAGGUUAGCGUCGCUCCGGUUCCCUCAAAUAAAAACAACAGGACUGUGGGUUUUCUCCAUCAGAUUUAGGAUCAAGAAGAAAAUAAACUGUGUCAAAAGUUUAUGAUACAUCAAGAAGUUUAGUAAUGAGGGACUAACAGGUCAGAUCAGACCUCAUACAUUUACUGACUUCUGGGAAAAUGGGAAAAAAUUUGGGUUUUAAUAAGUUAAUAAGAACAUUACAAAAGUAGAAUAACUUAAAACCAGUCUACACACCGUAAACAAAACUAAACAUUACAGAUUCAUUCUCCAUCUUACACACCAUUACAUCUUUAUUCUACAAGAUAAUCUCCACAAAUUAACCCUCUUUCAGGAUCUUUUUAAAGGGAAAUCUACCAAAAGCUGUAAAUGAACUACAUGACAGUGACCAUGCCUCCACCGCUGAGCACCCAAAUAAUGCAGAAAUGUGGGAAAAAUAUGAUGGCAUUGAUAGAAGGAACUGAUGAACACAAUCUCAUCUACUCUUUAGGGAUCAGUGUUUAAUGUCCUCAACAAGGUCUGGAAUUCAGAAACCUGUUGGAAAACACCUAUUUAACAUCACCAUGAAACAGUAGAGUGCUAUUUGUUUUAUGUUUCCUGUAAAAACAUGUCCGGACAGUGGAAGAACGACCAGAAACAACCCAAAACAACCUGUAGCAUUGGAACAGCUCCAAAAACAGCCUAGAAUGAACCAGUCAGUAAGAACCAAUAUGACACAUAACGACCCAAAAGGACCAAAAAUUACUCACAAAGAUCCACGAUGAUUAAAUUACAACUCAGAACAACUUGUAACAACCUAAAAUAACUAGGAAUGGCUCAAAAUGAUCAAAUGACAACCAUAAUGACCCAUAAAGCUCUUUAGCUUGUCGAUGCUUUGCUGUUGACAUUAAAAUUUGAUUGAAUGCAGCAACGACACAAUCCCAAAUGCAGGAUGAAUGGUCUAAAUAAUCUCUACCAUUAAAAACACCACCAAAAUGACCUGUUGCCAUUGAGCCUGUUUACACAACCAUAAAAAUCCGAUAACGGGGUGUAAACGGAUAAUUGUAAUAAUCAUAUCGGACCCUUUUACAGUCACUUAAGUAAUGCGAUAAUUGAAAACCCUGGUUUAGACGCUCCAGUCCAUUAUUGGAUUUCUUUCGGAGAAUGUAUAUAAUGAUGACGGUAAACUCAAAUUUCAUGUCCUCUUCCGCUCACGUUUGAUUAUGUAACUUCUAUUUUCUACGAUUGUAGCUGUUUUUACACAUGUGCAGAUGUAAAAGAACUAAAGAAAUCAGAUUAACCUGUAUAUGUGCAGGAAGAAAUCGGAAUAUUGAGGAGAAAUCCAGGUGCAUUCAUCUGAUUUCUCAUAAUCAGAUUAAUAUGAUAAAGCAUAUCAUAUUAUACUGUUUACAUGAUCAUUUUUAUGGUCUGAUAACUCCAGAUAUUGGUUAAUGAUCGGAGUAUCAGUGUGGAUGUAAAUAGGCUCAGUGUCGGGUGAUGUACUGGAGUAUAGGUUAUGUGUAGAAUAUAUAUAAACAUCAGAUUUUAAGGCGCGUAUUAGCUUCAAACUCCAUCAGUCUGGGUUUAUUUGUGGAUUUUAUGUUGUACAAUGAAACAUGAAUGUGUUUUUUAGCCACAGACGUUACGUCAGAACCAAAAACCCACCAACUUCGACAUGAGGGAACCGGAUGCUAAACUCACUUCCACAGUGCUCUGUCCUCCACAUCUUUUUUUUUUUUUUUUUUUUAAAUCAACAACCACUUCCCCUUCUUUCGCCCCCACUGGUGGAAAUCCCAGAUCGGUGAAGCAGAAAAAAAGCCGAUCGAGGAGGAUAAAUGAAGCCGAUCCCUUCCAUCCUUCCAUUGGUUCCAUUGCACUUAAUGUAAACAGACUUUAACUGCAUGUGACGAGGCCUGAAGCCACGCCUCCUCCUCCUGCUCCUCGGUUUCAUUGGUCGAGCUUGAAGACAGAAGACGACGGAGGAGGUGCGUCAAGUUCUGGGUCGGGCCUCGGUAGGUGGUUCUGUUGGUACUACGGGUCAGAGUCUUGUAAAGGCUCUUCGUGCGAAACAGUGACCUCGAACAGAGCUCGGCCACGAUUCACCUUCAGUUCACGUCAUCAGAAUGCGUGUUGGUCUGCACGUCUGGUCUGUCCGACAGCGAACGGCAAUAAAAACACGGUAAGACUCGACAAAAGGUCCGUCGAACAAAGGCGCUGGACUGAAGGUGAAUGUGCGCUCGGCCCUGCUCCCCUCUGUUCUGAACAGCUUUGGUUCAUUGUGUUUUUACCAGUGUUGGUCAAUAGGUAGACUUAACUGUUCUGUGUGUUUGUACGAACGGAAGAGAGCGAAAGAGGAAGAAAACCCACCACCCAAAAACACAGAAAACAACACGUGUUCAUUGAAGUACACUCAUCUGUGCAGGUAAACUAUCAGGCCGUUGAGAAAACACACUCGCCUCAUGAGUUUUCAUUGAAUUUGGUCAUUAAAUAAUUUAUUAAAGGAUGAUUCAAUUUUUUUUUUUCUGUCUGUGAUCAGUCGGGCUGAGGAUCAAGAACAUACACAAACUGAUCCCCAAAACUACUUAAGAGAAGACUUUUAGAGAAAAAAACAGAUUAUUCUCGUCCCGUCAACUCAAAAUGGCUAUUUUUUUUGCACUCUUUAUGUAACCAAAGAUCCUUAGUUCCACAGAAGCUCAUGAAGCUGCUUAAAAAGCAUUGAAUCCAAUUUAAUCUAAUAUCUCAUUUACAUGUUUUCAGGUUUUAGAACUUAAACCAAACUCUAAAUGUUGUUUUGAGAAGCUCAGAAGUUUCAGUAAAACAAUCAUAAAACAUAGGAAUGUUUUUAAUUAAAGCCUUUUAAAAUGAAGCUAAGUAAUGAAAUGUUCUGUGAAAUCAGUUGAAUUAAUGUGAUAAUAAUUCCUGUUGGAUAAUGUUAAUGGAUCCUGGACAGAAAUCACAGAAAAAGUUGUCAGAAAUGAGUCCUGCUCUGUGUUUUUUCUAAAGCUCUGAUGCAAAUGAUGGCGUUUUAGUGUCAGUGUAGGUUAAAAACAAAACAACACACUAACAACUGAAGGAGACAGGGAAGAAAAACUCACAAAAACAAACAGGAAAAUGUAUAUCAUUUAUAAAUUUAAACUCAGGAUUUUAUAUUCUCAGAAUAUUUGGGUUUUUGUUGUAAAUUAUUUUGUAUGUAAAUCUAAGACACCAGUCUGAGUAUCAAUUUUAAUUGCAAUUUCAGAUAAUCUAUGAUUUUUUUCCCUUGCAAAUAGAUGACUUAAUUUCAGUAAAUGAAUCAAGUCUUCUUGUAAAUAUAUUGGUUUAAAUUUUAGAAUUCUCCCACAAUUUCUUAUUUACCAAAUUUUUUCGUGUAUUUCAGAUUUUAAUCAUGUUUUUUCGCACAUAUCAUAGUUUUGUUCACAUUUUUUUAACCUAUAUUGGCCCUAAUAUGGUGUUGUAGAUAAAUUCACAUAAUAGUAAUAAUAAUAAGCAGGAAAUAUGAUUGUGCAUUUAAAUAAAUAAAAACAGCAGCACAGAAGAUUUGAAAAAAGUCCAACCAUGUUAAAUCUGAUCCGCUUUCAUCCUCAGCUUCUGAAAACAGACAGAACUUUUCUCAAACUUCUGCUUCAUCCAUGUCGAACCAAACCUGAAGAAAAGAUGAUCUGCGUUGUCCAAUGACGGUGAAGUUCGAGGUUCAUUCGUUUACAGUUUGAGAAAAGUCAUGAGCUCAGGCACAAAGAGCAAAGCACAAAGUUACCUGCCAUGUACGUAUCGUCGAACAGCCGCGAACUGUACGAACUGUGGAAACGAGGGAAGGAAUGAGCUUUAGUUGCGCUCAAGUGUUGACUCGUGUUUCCUCGUGACGUCCUGUCGUUGUGUUUGUCCAUGCGUCUUUUGCACUAACUCGUCUGGAACGGCGGCGUGACGUUAUGUGUUCGACAGGUUUCUCUAUUUUUGGUCGUCAUCGCCAGAAAAAACACGACUCAAAGGUGGAAGGAAACCAGACAUUGGUUUAAAAAAUAGUGGCCAAACAGUUUUUAUUUCAGCUCUGGAAAAUUUGUGUUUAUUCUAGAAAAUAUUGACCUUAAAUCCAGUUUAAAAAAACCUGAAUCUAGAAAUGUAAUGCAUUUAUACAAAUAAAGGGGAAAUUCACUAUUUAUAUAAUUAUUAUUAACUAUUUAUUUAAAGUCUGGAAGUUUGUACAGAAGCACAUUAUAUUAGUAAAAAUAUAACUUUAUCUGAAAAUUACAAGAUGUUAUCUAAUUUUAAUGGACUUCACUGUUGUAAAUCUGUCAUGAAACAUGAUAAGUACUGAAAAAAGCAUAAAAACAGUGAAAUAAAAUAGAGGAAUUCCAAUAAAAACAGCCAUGUUGAAUGGAUUCAAAGAGAUUUCAACUAAAUCAUUUGACUACAAAUAAUAAAUAACGUUUAUUUUAUUGGGUUUUAGCUUGUGUUUUACAUCAGGAUUUCUGUGUAAAAAUCUGAUUCAGUGGAUUUUCUGUUGAAAUGACUCAGAGCUUGGUUGAAAUUUCUUUAAAAUGACAACAUUGUUUUAUCAAAAUUGCUAAAUCUUUUCUCAGUAUUUUUGAUUUUUUUCAUAAUUAAUGGACAUGUUUCUUAUAAUUCUGACUAGUAUUUUCUCAUAAAUGCGACUUCUUUUCUCAUUAAGUUGAUUUUUUUUCCUCAUAAUUCAGUUAUGAAAUAUUUUUCAUAAGUGUACAUUUUUUCAUACUUACGGCAUCUUUUCUCUUCUUCAUAACACAAUUUUCCUACUUUUACGGCAUCUUCUUUCAUGGUUUUCACCUUUUUAGAUUUUUUUUGUACUCAUUACAUCAUUUUUCAUACCUGCAUUUUUUUCAUUGUUACAAGAUGUUUUUUUCCUCAUAAUUCUAACAUUUUUAUGAUUUGUGAGGUUGUACGUCUAAUUGAAAGCUUAAUUUUUUCCAGAGCUGUACAAGAUAACUUCACUUCCUCUUUUUCCGUUGUCUUCUUCUUCUUUGGUUUCUUUGUGGCUUCCAGAGUUUCGUCAUGAAAACGUCACGUCGCCGUUAUGUUUCUUUCUGCCAAACGGCCUCCCUCUGCUUCGCGAGGGCGUCUCUUUCUUCUUCGUUGGUGCUACAAAGCGCAGGCUCCGCCCAGGGCCUCCAUCGUGUAGAGAUUUGUAAAAAUCGUUUGUUGAAUCCAGGUGUGAAUCGGGUGUGAGUGUGCGUUGAGUUUCCCUCCGUCCUGCGACAAAGAGAGCUUCAGGUCAGUUAAAGGGACGACAUGGAAAAUAUCCGACUGUUAAAUGGCACAAAUACUCAUCCGUUCUGCUUCAGCGCUAAAUUUAUUCAACUUAAAAUGUCGCUAAUGAUGCGAAUAAGGUUGGGAGGUUUAAUGUCGCCUCAGCUAGAACAUGUUGUGUCCCUUUAACCCUGGAGCCUCAGCUGUUUUUCACACAGAACUGGAACAAGUUGCACUGUUUAACAAGUUAAAAUAGAAAAAAAGUCCUUGUAUGUUAUGGAUUUAUUGUUAUAUGCAUUGAGAAAAUAUAAUGACAAGUAUUUAUGAGUGAUGUAACGUUCUGCUUUUUGCUUGCACUCGAUUAAUCCGACCGAACGGUGUCGGCUUUAUUUUUUAAUCGCAAAAAUCUGGUCAAAAAUUUAAAAAAGUUGUAGUUCGGAAUCAGUGGAUGGUUCAGCAGUAAAAUAAUAAUAAAAAGAGGGAAAUACGGAUUCAAAGUGCAGUAACUGGAGGAGAUGGAAGCAGCAUUUGACUCUGCGAAUGACAUUGACAGCAAAAUAAACGAAAAAUAUUUAAAUACGGAGAGAAAACAGACUCAGAAUAAUGAGACGAAAAAUCGGAUUUAAUGUGUUUUGAUCCACACACACGUCAAGAAGUUCAGUCGCAUGGAAAAUAUUUUACAAACACAUGUUUCACAUUACAUGAAGGUUUUAAAAUUACAAGCGUCAUCAAAUAAUCGCAGUUUUCUUCACAUGAGGUUAUG
Sphaeramia orbicularis (orbiculate cardinalfish) is the source of this 8210-nucleotide messenger RNA. RefSeq names its product regulatory factor X, 5 (gene rfx5). Gene Ontology annotation, molecular function: DNA-binding transcription factor activity, RNA polymerase II-specific; RNA polymerase II cis-regulatory region sequence-specific DNA binding. Gene Ontology annotation, biological process: regulation of transcription by RNA polymerase II. The coding region runs from base 90 to 2174 and encodes 694 amino acids. NCBI's taxonomy places the organism in Eukaryota, Metazoa, Chordata, Actinopteri, Kurtiformes, Apogonidae. The transcript has 11 exons. The record is from RefSeq and is a predicted model, not a curated record.